GUUUUUGGUUUUUUUGGGUGUGUGCGGUUGCAUUUGUUUACGCUGCCCAAACUCCAGAAAAGAUACUCUCCGCUUGUGCUCCAACUGCGAUCCCCUCGAAAACCAGGACACCCGAAACAGCAGCAGCAGCAUGCGCGAACUCAAUAAGCAACAGUCGCAGGACACCACGGACUCUGGCGUCGAGAAGGGCGACUAUCCAAGGGCCACCAAUGGCGUGGUCUUCGGCGCCAUCGUCACCUUCGCCAGCUUCUUCGUGCUUAUGAUGUCCUUCUGCUCGCCGUACUGGAUCGAGUCCUACGAGGAGACGCGGUCCAGCUUCAAGAACAUGGGCCUUUGGCAGUACUGUUUCAAGGAUUUCGUGUACCCCAAGUACCAGUUUCCCAAGCAGUUCAACGGCUGCCACAACAUCUUCUCGCACGACUACUACGUGAUCCGCGAGUACCUACUGCCCGGCUGGCUGAUGGCGGUGCAGGGCUUCGUGACCAUGUCCUUCAUCAUUGUUUUCCUUGUGCUGGCCCUGCUCUCGCUGACCAUUAUCCGCCUGCCGCUUAAGCCCGUACUGCAGUACGAGUGGCUGCUCGUCCGCCUCUCCUUCAUAGGUACCGGCGUCUCCUCUCUGUUCAUGUUUCUGGCCGUGUGCAUCUUCGGGGGCUGCGCCUACCGCCGCGACUGGAUGAUGUACCCCAAGUUCAAUGUGCUGGGCUGGUCCUACGCCCUGGCCGUGGUCACAUUCAUGCUCUUGGGCCUGGCCGCACUGAUCCUGCAGCGCGAGGCCCGGCAGGCCUACGAGGCGCGCGGCGAGCAGAAAAACCUGGUCAUGCAAAUGGAGAUGCAGGAGCCGGGCUACCAACCGCCGCGUCACCACCAAAGCCAGUCGCGCAGCCUGCAGGGCUACAUAUAAGAGCCAGACCAGUUUUUGGCUCCAAUGCAUUCCACUUCAAUUGAAUCCUUAGAUAGGAUUCUCACAAGCAAUCUCGUAUCUGCGCAAUCGACGCCGUCCAAAGUGCCUUUAACGUCCGACUGCCUCCGCAGACUUUAACCAUCGAAUACUUACAUAUUUAUACGCGCCCAAGCUGCGAACUCGUCUCCGUCUCCAUUUAUGAUUGUAUUAAAUAGCACAUACAGUUUAAAAUAAGAUAAAUAACUUUUUGUUUAGCCCAAUUCGAGCUACUCUAUUUUACAUUUCUAACAUAAAUUGAUUAUUUUUACCCAGGCUCAAAAACUGUA
Molecule: messenger RNA, 1227 nt
Organism: Drosophila suzukii
Lineage: Eukaryota; Metazoa; Arthropoda; Insecta; Diptera; Drosophilidae
Gene: pck
Product: Claudin superfamily protein pickel
Biological process (GO): regulation of tube size, open tracheal system; septate junction assembly
Cellular component (GO): membrane; septate junction
Source: RefSeq, a predicted model, not a curated record